AGUGCCUUGGUCGCGUUCAUUAUGUUUAAGAUUGUUAUAUUUUGUAUAAGUUUGUAUGGUGCUUCCGCCUAUUUCACUUUACCAGACAAAUGUCCAGAAAAUGUUAAUUUGCAAGAAUAUUUUAGACUUCAAGAUUUUUACGAUACCUGGUACCAAGCCUAUCAUUUCGCGAGUGACGGACAACAGAAGAACAACUGUUCUACGUUAAAGUUACUCAACACACCCACAGGAAUCUACCUCAACCAGUCCAGGGUAGACCGGGGUUUAUUUCACAGAUACAGUUUAGGGAAACUGGAGAUACCUAGUGACAUAGAGAAGGGAUCGAAUUUGGACAUCACAUUCACUUAUCAGAAUGCUCCUAGAAGAAUAAAGAAUAGAAGAUAUCCAUUCCAUAUUCUGGCCACUAACUACCACCAUUACGCCACUGUGUACACGUGUCAAUACAGCCCACUCAUCAACAAACAUUUCAUAUACGUAUGGAUAUUAUCAAGGACACCAUCACUGAACGAGGUUUCCAAGACAUUGGCCAUCAAGCCAUUGAGUCAGAUUGGUGUAGACCCAGAGACGUUGGUAAAAGAUGACAACUCUAACUGCGCACCGAAGUAUUAUUCCGAUGAGGAGACUGAACCCAUGACAUUUAGAUACCCUGUACCCAUUUAAAUGGGUGUAAUACAUGUAUUUGUUAUA
Plodia interpunctella (Indianmeal moth) is the source of this 687-nucleotide messenger RNA. Its product is annotated as apolipoprotein D-like. Bases 22 to 660 code for a protein of 212 amino acids. Gene Ontology annotation, biological process: lipid metabolic process; response to reactive oxygen species. The record is from RefSeq and is a predicted model, not a curated record. NCBI's taxonomy places the organism in Eukaryota, Metazoa, Arthropoda, Insecta, Lepidoptera, Pyralidae. Gene Ontology annotation, molecular function: pigment binding. The transcript is spliced from 4 exons. Gene Ontology annotation, cellular component: cytoplasm.